CCUGUGAUGUCAUCAGGUUGAGAUGCCCUGCAUGGAUUAUUGCCUUUGAAGCAUCUGCUCCCCUGGAUGUUAUUAGUGUGCAACAGUCCUGGUCCUUUUCGUUCCUCCUCAGCCAGGGAGCUGGUCUCAAAGUGGACACAGACACUGAUCAGCUCAACUAAGAGAGAUGCAGACAUUGCCUCAGCACCAACUGUUAGAGAGAGUUAGCUAAUAUGGCACGUUGAUGGCAUUUUGCCUGUUAUACAAGGUUGAUGCUGAGGGAUCAGAGAACAUUGGGGGAAGGGUUGUAAAAUCAGUGGUCUGACUUUAGUGUACCUAUAAUACAUCUGUGAUUACUAGUUAGCCUUCUGUUAAUCUGGAUAUACUAUUAUCAUUCUACAGUUUGCCACAGUUUUCUUCACAUUUCCUCUCCACCGUGUGGAACUCGAAGAGGUGUUAUGUAGUCGUAUUUGAGGAUUUUCAUCAUUGAUAUUUUCUAUUUGUUAGCCCAUUUUUCCUCCCCCUGCUGUCGGUGAUGUAAGUGGGAUCUGUUUUGUUGUAAUUAAGGGCCGACGUCAAUGAGUUGCAUUUCUAGCAAGCGGAGAACUCAUAAUUGCGAGCUUACAGCAAGACACGUGAAGGCAGCACCGCUCUGAUCCAGUCGAGCACGCGGCCGCGCACAGCUUCAUGUCCCUCCGGUGACUCUGAGCGCCUUUCGGACCCAUUCACCGCUUUGGGUUGCGCCGCAGGAUUUUAGCAGCGAGUCCAAAUCCCGGUGGCCAUCGCGGAACGAUGCCGAUGAAGUUGGAAAGUAAUGAGCGAGGAUGCUGACGCUUUGUUGGGAGGCUCGCAGGGCUUCUGUGCCGCGGUCAUCCCGCAGCUCAUCCCCUGCUGCUUUGUCUUCACUUGGCCCUCCGACACCGACCGUGAGCAGCAGUGGGGUUUGCCAGUACUGGACCAGCAGCAGCAGCAGGCCGGCACCAUGAGUGUGUACGGUGCCGGUGGCGGUGCUGCCGGCGGCGCCAGAGAAAGAGGAGCAGCAGAACAUUCCCGGGACCAGCAGCGGCGUUCCAACGACCGCUCUCGUGACUCCUCCCACGACAGAGGAGAGAGCCAGCUGACGCCGUGCAUCAGGAAUGUCACUUCCCCCACUCAGCAGCACGACCGCGAACGUGGCGACGGAGGCUCCUCCUCCCGAUCCUCCAGUCCCCGUCCUCCCAGGGUGUCUAUUCCCUAUUCUCACCUUGGCGGGCCUCUCAUUGGGGGCCACCUUCCUUGGCCCCUGGUUCCUCCCGGAGCAGAACGCCUCUCAAAGCCAGCGGCGCCCGGUCUGUGCGAUAUGGUCUAUGUGUAUGACCUCGGCAGCAAAGAAGGGCACCGCAGCGGCCCGAGGCUCGGAGAAAGAGUCACGCUCAUUGUGGAUAACACAAGAUUUGUGGUGGACCCCUCCAUCUUCACAGCUCAACCAAACACCAUGCUGGGCAGGAUGUUUGGUUCUGGGCGGGACACCAACUUUACACGGCCCAAUGAGAAAGGGGAGUUUGAGGUGGCCGACGGCAUCAGCUCCACCGUCUUCAGAGCCAUUCUGGAUUACUACAAGUCGGGGAUAAUCCGCUGCCCCGACGGCGUCUCCAUUCCCGAGCUGAGGGAGGCAUGUGACUACCUCUGUAUCGCCUUCAACUAUAGCACCAUCAAGUGCAGAGACCUCAGCGCCCUGAUGCACGAGCUGUCCAACGACGGGGCCCGCCAUCAGUUUGAGUGUUACCUGGAGGAGAUGGUGCUGCCGCUGAUGGUGGCCAGCGCUCAGAGCGGAGAGAGGGAGUGUCACGUGGUGGUGCUGACCGACGACGACGUGGUGGACUGGGACGAGGAGUACCCUCCGCAGAUGGGAGAGGAGUACUCGCAGAUCAUCUACAGCACCAAACUGUACCGCUUCUUCAAGUACAUCGAGAACAGGGACGUGGCCAAGUCCGUUCUGAAGGACCGAGGACUGAAGAAGAUCCGACUGGGAAUAGAAGGCUACCCCACCUACAAAGAGAAGGUGAAGCGGCGUCCCGGAGGGCGUCCCGAGGUCAUCUACAACUAUGUCCAGCGUCCCUUCAUCCGAAUGUCCUGGGAGAAGGAGGAAGGGAAGAGCCGCCACGUGGACUUCCAGUGCGUCAAGUCAAAGUCCAGCAGCAACCUGAUCGCGGCCGCCGCAGACGUUCCCCAGGUGCAGCUGGUGGUCAUGCAGCCCCCGGGGCCGCAGGGGGAAGAGCUGGACACCAACGACGGCCAUCAGCAGGCGCUCGGGCCGUGCCUGGAGAACAUUGCUGGCCCCCAAUUAGCGCUAAGCUACGAGGGUCCGAACCAGCAGGCCCAGGACGCUCCUCCCAGUCUGCCCCACGGCAACCAGCGGCAGGGCGGCGGCUACACUCAGGCCACCUACCACUACGAGCCGGACCCGGACAGCCCCUCCCCCUCUGCAUGACACAAAGACAUGUCAUGUGACCUACAGAUGCUCCACAUAGAACUAAACACUCAGUCAGACCCAGGAACCUGACAGCCAAUAAGCACACAACGCUCACAAUGAAGCACCUCCGGCGACUGGAUGCGGUCAGUGUGAAGGCAGACUGUCCCCCCCCCACGCCCCAGCAAAGCACCACUUUGCCUUGUGUUGCAACUCUGCUGCAGCCUCUCAGUCAGCACUCAGUCGUGUGUGUGUGUGUGUGUGUGUGUGUGUGUGUGUGUGUGUGUGUGUGUGUGUGUGUGUGUGUGUGUGUGUGUGUGUGUGUGUGUGUGUGUGUGUGUGUGUGUGUGUGUGUUGGACUCGAGGGUCCACUGUGUCUCGUCUUUUCUGUUGUCCACAUGAGGCGCCGUCCUUUGGUUCCACGUCUCCGGCGUCCUGGCUGAGCUGCUCUGAACUGGUUCAUCACUGCUGAGAGCACACAGGAAGUCAAGCACAUGUUGUUUUCUAAUAAAUGAUGUUCACUA
Molecule: messenger RNA, 2952 nt
Organism: Pungitius pungitius (ninespine stickleback)
Lineage: Eukaryota; Metazoa; Chordata; Actinopteri; Perciformes; Gasterosteidae
Product: BTB/POZ domain-containing protein 10-like
Exons: 8
Coding region: 794-2449 (551 amino acids)
Biological process (GO): positive regulation of phosphorylation
Cellular component (GO): cytoplasm
Molecular function (GO): protein binding
Source: RefSeq, a predicted model, not a curated record